Messenger RNA from Paramecium pentaurelia, 757 nucleotides. NCBI's taxonomy places the organism in Eukaryota, Ciliophora, Oligohymenophorea, Peniculida, Parameciidae. The record is from the annotation of a GenBank genome assembly.
UAUGGCUAAUGGUGUAACUACAGAAUGGGAAGACAUUCAUGUAAAACAUGGAAAUUAUGUGGAAAGAGAGAAAGUGACAACUCUAGCAGAAACCUAUUAAUAAGCAAUUUAGAAGUUGGAUGAAAAAUAAGAUAGUGAUGAUGAUUUCUUUGAAGAUGAUGAAUUUACAAAAUAAUAUAAAAAUUAAAGGUAUGCAUUAUCUAUAAAAAUAGACUCUAAUAAAUGAUGGAGUAAGCUUAAAAGAAGCUAUAUGGUGAGGUAUAUGAGAUAUCAAGAGAUGAAUAUGUUAAAUAAGUGACUGAAGCAUCAAAAGAUCGAUUUGUCGUAUUAUCUCUUUAUUAAGAUUACAUAAUUGAAUCUUUAAAACUCAAUGAAGUCUUAUAAGAGUUAGCCAAACAAUAUAAAGAAAUUAAAUUUGUUAAGAUGGUAGCAACUAAAUGUAUUGAAAAUUUUCCAGAUGAUUAAUGUCCAUGUUUCAUUAUAUAUAAAGACACAAAAGCAGUUUCAAAUAUACCAUUCAUUCAUAAACUUAGAAAAAUUACAUUUGCCUCUAUUGAAGACUUGUUGAUUAGUCAAGGUUUGUAUUUAAAUAUUUAAUAUAGGUGUUAUUCCAAAACCAGUAGAAGAAGAUGAAUAAUAUGAAGAGAUUAAGGAUAAACUUAAACAUCCAUAUAAGACUAAUAAUGUUAAAGAUGUUGAUGAUGAAAUAGAUGAUAGAGAAUACUCUCAUAAAGUUCAAUUCUAGAAACCUAAAUGA